AGAGCCAAGCUGAGUCUUCUUCACUCCGGCAGAUCUUCAGGAUUUUUAUUUUUUUUUUGAGUCUCACUGCGGAAUCAUGUCUUCUCUACUUUGGAAGUAAGAGACGGCUUUAACUCGGUAAAUUACUCGGGCAGAUUCACCUCAGAGACAAUCGAACUGCCGCAGAAUGAGGGCUCUGUGUUUGAACUUUGCCAUCACCUGUCUGUGUCUUCUUCCCUCAUCGGUUCAAGAAACAUCCAAGCCGUUGGACUUUCAGAGCCACCAGUGGAGGGAGGAGGACGGAGGAAGAGAAGAUGUUGGGGGAGCAGCAAUGAAGGUCAAACACAUCUCUAAAGACUUACAAAUCAUCUCCACCAAACACAAAACCCCUGCUUACGGGUCCCUCGGCCCGUACGGUUGGCCUCAGAACGUCUCACAAGCUCUGGAUCAGUAUCUGUACCGUCCUCCGCCCAAGUCCAAACCUCCCGCCAAAACGUCCCCGAAGGCUAAGAAGAUCCUGGGCUGGGGCGAUUUCUACUUCAACGUGAAGACACUGAAGUUCAGCCUCCUGGUGACGGGGAAAAUCGUGGACCACAUCAACGGGACGUUCAGCGUCUACUUCCGCCACAACUCGUCCCGGCUGGGGAACAUCUCCGUCAGCAUCGUCCCGCCCUCCAAAGCUAUAGGAUGGGAGGUUCUGGAUCCCGCAGGUCAGAACGCUCACACCAAAAACUUGGUCCUGCUUCCAGAUCUGGCGCCCCAGUUCCCCCCUCAGUCCACCAGCUCCACUCCUACCGAGCAGCAGAAGCAUCAGGUGGACAUGAUGACGGUGACCGAGCUCAACUGCCGGAUCGAGUACCAGAGAACCAACCGGUCCAAGAAGACCAAGCCCUGCAUGUACGACCCGGGACAGACCUGCUACUCAGAAAACACCCAGUCCCAGGCCGCCUGGAUCUGUGCCAAACCCUUUAAGGUCAUAUGCAUCUUCAUCGCCUUCACCGGGACGGACUACAGGCUGGUGCAGAAAGUUUGUCCGGACCACAACUUUCAGACGGAGCAGAACCAGCAGCACUUUGGAUGAUGAAGAUGCUGAGAAACCAAACACUGACUUUUCAUACAUCCUUCAAAAUCAUGCAUUUAGUCUUUAAAACGGCUUCAAGAUUGACUGUUUUUACAUACUUUAAACAUAAAAAAAGCAUUUUCACCUCAUCAGUGAGUGCAGUUUAAGCCAAAGCCUGUGCUAUUAGCAUAACUUGAUAAGGAUGACGUUUAAAAUGGGAGCUUUGUGCCGUCUGGAGCUUAAUUCAUCAACCAAUACGUGAUGCAUUGUCUUUAAAAAAUGCCUUCCUUUGUACUGUCAGCUUUUGUUCUCUCAGUGUGCAGUAGGAAUCAUCCAGAAUGUGAUAAUUUCAUAACUCAGUAAUGAAACAAAAUGCUGUACAUAUAUAUAAAUAUGUUUAGGGAUGGAACUAUUUGUG
Molecule: messenger RNA, 1457 nt
Organism: Amphiprion ocellaris (clown anemonefish)
Lineage: Eukaryota; Metazoa; Chordata; Actinopteri; Pomacentridae
Product: neurexophilin-2-like
Exons: 2
Coding region: 167-1060 (297 amino acids)
Molecular function (GO): signaling receptor binding
Source: RefSeq, a predicted model, not a curated record